AUGUAUAUUUUACAGUUUCGCCGCGUUAUCCAAGUCGGAUAUCCACCUCCUCUGUUUCUGCAGCUUCCCAGUCUUCUUUCCAAAUCUGCCCUAUCGCUUUUCGAUAUGCAAUACCAUCUUCCCACUCGAUCCACAGUACAUCAUAACACCUAA
Molecule: messenger RNA, 153 nt
Organism: Bipolaris victoriae FI3
Lineage: Eukaryota; Fungi; Ascomycota; Dothideomycetes; Pleosporales; Pleosporaceae
Exons: 1
Coding region: 1-153 (50 amino acids)
Source: RefSeq, a predicted model, not a curated record